UCUCCUCCUCCUCCUCUCUCUGCCACACAUCUCUCUCAUCCUCCAGCCCAAGGAGUGGAUCUCAGCUGUCAGGGACCCCUCUCUCCCCGGUGGUAUCACCCAGCAGGAGCUGCCAAGCCAGAUAGAGCGCACGCUGAUUGCACGGGAGGAAGGAGCUGUGGUUUUUAUCUGGGUUAGGUCCUAAUUAAAUGGCUGAUAAACAAAUCAAUUUGCCCGCCAAGCUUAUAAAUGGAGGUAUAGCUGGACUGAUUGGCGUAACCUGCGUUUUUCCUAUCGACUUGGCCAAGACUCGGUUACAAAAUCAGCAAAAUGGACAGAGAAUGUAUACCAGCAUGUCUGAUUGCCUCAUUAAAACCAUCCGUUCUGAAGGUUACUUUGGCAUGUAUAGAGGUGCUGCUGUGAAUUUAACUCUUGUUACACCAGAGAAGGCCAUUAAAUUAGCAGCCAAUGACUUCUUCAGACAAGCUCUGUCCAAAGAUGGGAAGAAGCUGACGCUGCUGAAGGAGAUGCUGGCUGGGUGUGGAGCAGGGACAUGCCAGGUCAUUGUCACUACACCUAUGGAGAUGCUGAAAAUCCAGCUGCAGGAUGCUGGGAGGCUCGCUGCUCAGAGAAAACUCAUGGAGUCUCAGGCGGGACCGAACAGCUCUGUAGCGGAGUCCUUAACAGCGCGGCCUACAGCAAUGCAGAUCUCACGGCAGCUUCUGAGAAGUGAAGGGAUUGCUGGAUUAUACAAAGGCCUGGGAGCCACAUUGCUUAGAGAUGUCCCUUUCUCCAUAAUUUACUUUCCUCUCUUCGCUAACUUGAACAAGCUGGGCCAGAAGACCCCCGAUGGAAAAUCCCCCUUUUUUGUGUCUUUCCUUUCCGGCUGUGCAGCUGGGAGCACUGCUGCUGUUGCUGUUAAUCCGUGUGAUGUGAUUAAGACAAGGCUGCAGUCAUUACAGCGAGGGAUUAAUGAAGAUACCUACUCAGGAAUCAUAGAUUGUACCAGAAAGAUCUGGAGAAGUGAGGGUCCUGCUGCCUUCUUGAAGGGAGCUUACUGUCGAGCCCUGGUCAUUGCUCCACUUUUUGGCAUCGCUCAGGUCGUCUACUUUAUUGGAAUCGGAGAAUUCUUGCUGGGAUUUUUACCUUCUCACCGUAAUUAAUGUUGAUGCAAGUACAAAAGCCUGGUUUAGGGUAUCCUUAAAGUACCCUUGUUUUGGCUGCUCUUGCCACAUUCCUUCUAUAAUGGGACAUUCCUGUCUCUCCAUCAUAAUGAUUGGUUUAUAUGAACCAUAAUAAUGGUUGUUUUAUAAAACCCCAAUUCUCAGUACAGUGGUAUGGUCCACAAUUGUCCUGAUGUGCUGCAGAACUCCUCAGCCAAUCAAAUUACAUCUUUUUCUGUGGUAUACAGAAGAAAGCCAUCUUGUUGGGUAACAUAAUCCCCGCUAAUGUUUGGGGGUUCAGACAACUUCACCCUGCUACUUGUCAAAAAGGGUUAUUGCUGAUGGGUCUAACAAAAGAUGGUAGCAAUAUAUGUUUUAGGUGUAAUCAGCUUUAGGUAACCAUUUUUCUUGCUGCAUAGGCUAGCAACAUGCGAUAAUUACAGGGUAGGCUCUAAUUAUCAGUUUGAUGCUGACAUCAACAUUUUAAUAUCAAAAUGUCGGGUCACGAAAUAGUAGACUUUUAGGGGCACAUUUACUCAGUUCGAGUGAAGGAAUAGAAUAAAAAAAACUUUGAAUUUCGAAAUGUUUU
Molecule: messenger RNA, 1731 nt
Organism: Xenopus laevis (African clawed frog)
Lineage: Eukaryota; Metazoa; Chordata; Amphibia; Anura; Pipidae
Gene: slc25a22.S
Product: solute carrier family 25 (mitochondrial carrier: glutamate), member 22 S homeolog
Exons: 10
Coding region: 189-1142 (317 amino acids)
Biological process (GO): aspartate transmembrane transport; L-aspartate transmembrane transport; transmembrane transport
Cellular component (GO): mitochondrial inner membrane; membrane
Molecular function (GO): transmembrane transporter activity; L-aspartate transmembrane transporter activity; L-glutamate transmembrane transporter activity
Source: RefSeq, a predicted model, not a curated record